GACCUGUACGCUAUCCUGAAUCUCCCUCGGACAGCAACUCCGGGACAAAUCACCUCCAGCUACCGCACCCUCUCCCGCACCUACCACCCCGACAAACACCCCCAACCCCACCUAAAAUCCCUCGCAGAAUCACGCUUCCGUGCAAUUCAGUCCGCGUACGAAGUCCUCUCCAACCCACACACCCGCGCAAUCUACGACAAUUUCGGUCAUGAGGGCUUGCAGCAACGCGCGAACCUCGAGGUGGGGCAUAAGACGAAGACACCGGAGGAGAUGCGGCGCGAGUUUGAGAAGUUGGUGAGGAAGACGAGGGAGGAGAAUGUGGAAGCGUUGGUGCGGAGUCGUGGGGAUAUUAAUACGACGGUGGAUGCGAGGAUGAUGUUCCUCGACCUACGGGCUGUGGAUAAGACGGGACCGACGGUGAUGGGGUUACCGCGGUAUCGAAAACUUACGUUCGCUGAACGACUGAGUCUGUGCAGUGUCGCGAAUGUGUUUAUGCGGCAUCAGUUCCACAUCCCAUUCUCCCUCCCCUUCAUCGACGCCAAAUCGGAAUCGGAGCAAGAGGGACCAGCAAGAACGAUUCUGAAUAUCACGGCCCAAAUGCAAGGCAAGACGACUGGAAACGUCAUCCUCUCCACCCGCCACACUCACUCCGAGAAACUCUCCCUCGAAGCCGGUGUCCUCCUCCUCUCCCCUCGCGCAUUCUUCACGAAAACCGUAUACGCCAUCGACAACGACUCUUUCGCCUCCAUCCAGACCCACAACAACGGACUUAACCCACUCCGUCAUCCGCCACAGUUGACAGUGACGUAUGGACAUGCACUCACCAACAAGGCGACCGGGUUUGCGACGUGGAAGAGUGGGUAUUACACGCUCGGGCCGUGGGGGUUCCCGUUGCCGCGGAAGGUUGAGCAGAGUAGUUUUACGUUGGGGGUGCAGGGACGCGAGCUCGGGCAGAACUGGACGGCGGAGAUCACGGCGGGACUCGCGGCUUCCGGUGUCGGGUUUGAGUUGAAUAAGAGUAUUGGGUCGAAAAAGGGCGGGAAAGCGAUUCGUGUGAAGACGGGUGUCACGAUUGGUACGAUGGGAUCUCAAGUUACCUUGGGUGCAACGAGGAAGGUUGCGGAGAAUACUCGCGUGGGUCUGACUCUUGCAGUCACUGUACCGACGAUGGGAGCCCAAGUCCGUGUCGAUUUCUCCCGAUUGGGACAGAAAUGGUCGAUUCCCGUCAUCAUCUCCGACACGCUGAACACAAGCGCGAUGUUCUGGGGAGCGGUGGCUCCUGUUUCUACCCUCGUCGCUCUCGAAAUCGGAUAUUUGAAGCCUAAGAGACGGGAACAACGGAGACGUGAACGUCAGGCGGCGAGAGAGGAGAGGAGGGCGGCGUUGGAAGAGAAAGAGCGGAGAGCGAGGGAGGAACAGGAAUUGAUGCGUGCGAGUGUGGACAGAAAACAGCAAUCUGAGGCGAGCAAGCCCACUGGGGGACUCGUCAUUCUUUCCGCCGCAUAUGGUACGCCCGCAUCUCCCACCACUGUCGCUAACUUCAUCGACGUCACCAUCCCCAUCGCUGCACUCGUUACCGAAUCCCAACUCCGUAUUCCGGCGGGGUACGCUAAGACGCGGAUUCCUGGAAUCUGGGAUCCGGCGUGGGGAGAGAAGAAGGUGUUGAGGAUUCGGUAUGUUAUGGGGGGACGGGACCAUGAGGUUGAGGUUGGGGAUAAGGAGGGGGUGGAGUGUCCCAGAAGA
Molecule: messenger RNA, 1743 nt
Organism: Saitoella complicata NRRL Y-17804
Lineage: Eukaryota; Fungi; Ascomycota; Saitoellomycetes; Saitoellales; Saitoellaceae
Product: DnaJ-domain-containing protein
Exons: 1
Biological process (GO): cristae formation
Source: RefSeq, a predicted model, not a curated record